This is a messenger RNA of Limanda limanda (common dab), 1704 nucleotides long. Its product is annotated as septin-5-like. Gene Ontology annotation, cellular component: synaptic vesicle; microtubule cytoskeleton; septin ring. The transcript has 12 exons. Lineage: Eukaryota; Metazoa; Chordata; Actinopteri; Pleuronectiformes; Pleuronectidae. Bases 1 to 1704 code for a protein of 567 amino acids. Gene Ontology annotation, molecular function: GTP binding; GTPase activity; molecular adaptor activity. Gene Ontology annotation, biological process: cytoskeleton-dependent cytokinesis; regulation of exocytosis. The record is from RefSeq and is a predicted model, not a curated record.
AUGGCGGCUUUCUCUGGGUCCUUCACCCACCUUAUCCUAACCGACUCAUCCCUUUUUUUCAUCCCACUCCUAAACCUCGACACAUCGCUUGCUACUUUCUGGUUGGAGAUUUUAGAGUGCACUGUCGCCCCAGUUGCAAUGGCAGACAGUGACCACGAGGCUCACUCUUCAUCAGACGAGCAGGGCUCCUGUCCUGCCUCCCCCAAUCACGACAGAGACCAUGAUGUUGAGCAGCAUUCAAGCCUUUCAGAUGACUCAGAGGUAGAGAACAUUAUGCAAGACCCUCACCAACAAGGAGGGCACGGCCACCAUCACCAUGACCACCACCACCAUGACCACCACCAUGAGGACCAUGAGCACCAUGAGUUUGAGCACGAACAUCACCAUCAGGCCCCUGAGAAUCAUGAUGUUGACAGGGAAGCUGAGGGCGAAGACCGCCCCCACACCCCGUCUUAUUUGCGUCCCCCUGUGGCAGGCAGGGCCCAGUCGGAUUCAGGUUCAGACCCCAGUUUGCAGCAGAGCAGGAGUGUGGAGUUUGACUUACCGUCUCCUGUUGGUACGUCCAGGCCCAAGAGCCCCUGGGGUCGAUUUGACCCAUACAACAAUAAUGAGGACCAGGACAAGGAAUACGUCGGUUUCGCAACGUUGCCAAACCAGGUGCAUCGCAAGUCCGUCAAGAAGGGAUUUGACUUCACGCUCAUGGUGGCAGGGGAGUCUGGCCUGGGAAAGUCCACUCUGGUCAACAGCCUGUUUCUCACAGAUCUUUACAAAGAUAGGAAACUGCUCAACGCUGAAGAGCGAAUCACACAAACUGUAGAAAUCACCAAACACACGGUGGAUAUAGAAGAGAAAGGUGUGAAACUGAAACUGACCAUCGUGGACACCCCUGGGUUUGGAGACGCUGUAAACAACACUGAAUGCUGGAAGUCGGUGACUGACUACAUCGACCAGCAGUUCGAGCAAUACUUCAGAGACGAGAGUGGCCUCAACCGCAAGAACAUCCAGGACAACCGUGUGCACUGCUGCCUGUACUUCAUCUCACCCUUCGGUCAUGGUCUUCGACCUUUGGAUGUGGAAUUUAUGAAAGCUCUGCAUGAGAAGGUCAACAUCGUCCCUAUUUUGGCCAAAGCUGACACACUCACCCCGAGUGAGGUGAAGAAAAAGAAAUUCAAGAUCAGAGAGGAGAUUGAGCAGUACGGUAUCAAGAUUUACCAGUUUCCUGACUGUGACUCUGACGAAGACGAGGACUUUAAGCGAGAGGACCACGAACUGAAGGAAAGCAUUCCCUUCGCUGUAAUCGGCAGCAACACAGUGGUGGAGGCCAAAGGGAAGAGGGUGAGGGGCCGCCUGUAUCCCUGGGGCAUCGUAGAAGUGGAGAACUCGGGACACUGUGACUUUGUGAAGCUGAGGAACAUGCUCGUCCGCUCGCACAUGCAAGAUCUGAAGGACGUGACCCGGGAGACCCACUACGAGAACUACAGAGCCCAGUGCAUCCAGAGCAUGACCCGCAUGGUGGUGAAGGAACGCAACCGCAACAAACUAACCCGGGAGAGUGGCACAGACUUCCCCAUCCCCGCGUUGACCGGAGGGAUGGACAGCGAGACGGAAAAACUCAUCCGAGAGAAAGAUGAGGAGUUGCGGCGGAUGCAGGAGAUGCUGCUGAGGAUCCAGGAUCAGAUGCACUCUCAGAAAGAUGCCUAUUAA